AUGCUAUCCCUCCAGGAGCGAGAAGAGCCGAUUCUCUGGGUCUCCGAGCCCAACUUCCGUGGCACCUUCGGCAUCUUCUCUUUGUGCUUCAGCACGCUCCUGAUCAGCGUCUGGAGUGCCGUUCACAUGGAUAUACCCACAUACCGACCCUCGAUCUAUCGAUCUUUCGCGACGAGCUUUUUAUGGAUGGCUGCUGCUUUGUUCUGCCCAGAGCUGCUUAUGUUUAUCGCCUUCAACCAGAGGUCGAACGCGCGCUCCGUCCUUAGCCACGCAAACAAAAUGAUGCCUGUUCGGGACGAAGCAACGAGUCCUCAUAAAAGCUCCAUCAAGGACAUAGAGAGCGUGCAGCAGGAGCUCGACUUUGUCCCCCAAUCGCAUUCUUCAGACGAAACCCGCAGGCGUCGACGAAACUUAUUCACCUUAGUGCAUGGUUUCUACGCAUCCAUAGGAGGCUACGUCUUCGAUGUCAGCGGGGACGAAGACGACGAAGACGCAAACGAUGGACAUCCGAGUCUGAUCCUUCCGGCCGGGCGAACUCGGAUGACUCUCACCGCGCAAGGCGUAUGCUUCCUGAUGAAGCACGAUCCAGACCUCAUUCCCGACAUACCGGAAACUUCUAUCACCGACCGCACUCAAGCUAGUGCCCUAAGCAAGGCACUUCUUCUUGCGCAGGUGGCAUGGUUCUGCGCCAACUGUCUUUCCCGCAUCACUGAGCACCUUCCACUCAGUCUUCUCGAGGUUUCGACUGUCGCUCAUGGGCUUUGCACUCUUGUCACAUACCUCCUCUGGUGGUCAAAACCUCUAAACGUCGUCGAGCCGACCUUAAUAAGAGGUUCUAGGGCGAGAGAGGCGUGUGCACUCAUGGUGAUGUGCAGUGUGGAAGAGUAUCACAUGUUGUACGGGGUUGCCUGCAUCAGAUUCCCGGCAGAAAUGCAGUUUGUCAAGUGUCUGGAGCAGGAUGCGUCAAAUAAUUUGAUGGGGCAACCCGACGGAUCAUUCUCUUCAUCCUCCCCUCCUUCAAGGCUCGUCUUUCCGCAGCGAGUGAAGGUCAACCUGUCUGAGAAGCAAUUGUGUCCGAAGAUGCUGCCCUUAUCACUUCUUCCGGAAACGUCUUACCUGGGGAAUACCAACCUCGCUCCGAAGAGCCUAGUGAUGAAGAGACCGGGCUUCUUUGACCUCAAGAGCAAGAUGCUUUACGGAUCUCGGCCCGUCCCCUGGCACAUUCGAGACAGGAAGGAGCACGAAGCCAUCACCCUCGAAUCGGAGGACAUACAGCGAUGGACGCUCGCAUCGGCCGCAAUGCGGAACUACGGUCUCAUCAGUCCCCCAAUCCUCGACAAGCCGUACGUCUUACCGUACUCCUCUCUGCAGUCGUCCACGGACUUCAAGGGUCAAGGGCUCUCUGGGAUAAUGCGAUCCAAUCUGUCCGCAGCGGCGUUGGCACUGACGUACGGCGUACCUCAUUUCCUCGCGUGGAACGCUCGGUUUCCCACCGCGAUGGAGCGGUUGCUGUGGCGCAUCGCGACGGUGGUCAUAUCAUCCUGGGGAAUGGGAAUGGCUCUCAUCGUCGCGACCAUCGUUGUCGUUCGGAUGACUUUGGGGAUAUAUACAGGGGAACGUCGAGGGGAGACGCGGCUGGUGGCUUGUGCCGCUAUGCCAUACAUCACGAUGUCCGGCUAUCUCCUUAUCGAGAGCUUGCGCCAGCUCUUUUUCCUAGAACCUGCCGCCUAUGAACUGCCAUCCUGGUCAAAUUAUUGGCCGCAUUUCGCCUGA
This is a messenger RNA of Punctularia strigosozonata HHB-11173 SS5, 1773 nucleotides long. RefSeq lists its product as uncharacterized. The transcript is spliced from 2 exons. NCBI's taxonomy places the organism in Eukaryota, Fungi, Basidiomycota, Agaricomycetes, Corticiales, Punctulariaceae. Bases 1 to 1773 code for a protein of 590 amino acids. The record is from RefSeq and is a predicted model, not a curated record.